This is a messenger RNA of Effrenium voratum, 1128 nucleotides long. NCBI's taxonomy places the organism in Eukaryota, Dinophyceae, Suessiales, Symbiodiniaceae. The record is from the annotation of a GenBank genome assembly.
CGCCAGGACUUCGCUCUGCCGGACUCGGGGUCCUGGAAGCCCUUCCUGGACACCUGCACCUCCUUCAACCUCUCGGUGGUGCCCACGUUUUCCAUCCAGCACUACCUCGCGGAGGGUUUAGCCGCCAGCGAGAUGGAAGCGCUGAUCCAAGAGAAGUUCGGGCCCUUCAUGCGGUACUUCGUCCAAGGCGGCGGGGCGCUGCCCUUUGGCUCCCACCCUUGCCUCUCCACCGGGGGGACGCUCCACGAAAGCGUGAAGUUCUGGAGCGUGGGCGGGCUGCCGACCCUGGAGAACCUGGUGGGCAGCUCCCGGCUCAUCACCAACGGGUACAGUGCGGCAGAUGACAGCUCCCUCAUCGAGCGAAGAUUUACCAGGAUCGCCCUCCGCGCCGUCUACAGCUGCGUGGCCCAGAUGUUGGGCGGCACCGAGGCCGAGGCGCGGGGCGCCAACAAGAUCGCGCUGGCGGUGGACAUGAGCUUCCCCGCGGCGACGGUGGGCACCAAAGCCUUCCUCCCCGGGCUGGAGGAUAUGAUGAGCUCCUUCGAGCGAUCCGACUUCGAGGGGGAGUUGUUCGACAUCUGGAUCUUGGAGGUGAAGCUCCCGCCGGUGGAGAGCGCGGUGAGCGCCGUGAUGGAUGCCUUCGAGAACCUGAACAAGACCCAUGCCGUGCGGAAGCCCCUGAUCCCGCAAGUGGGCGUGGCCUCGGCGGUGCGCAGAGAUCGCAAGCCGAACCUAGUGCCAGACCUGCAGCAGGAGAUGCUGCUGGUGGCCUGGAACCGCACCCAGCAGAUGGCCUGCGGCUCAAUGAUCGUGGACGAGUUUGCGGAUGACUGGACGCGCAGCGUCUCCCGCGAGUGCCAGUCCAACGGAGACAGCGAUCUCAUGCAGACCUUCUGCGGAGAGCCCUCUGGCUUGCUGAAGGAGACGGAUAUUGUGCCCGACGAGUUUUUGGGCCUGGUGUCGCACACCAACUGGUUCCUACACAGCUGCGUGCGACCGCGCUGGGACAAUGCAGCGGCACGGCCGCCGAGUUUCGCGGAGGGUUGUGUGACUCAGGUCAUCCAAGCCUUCGAGCUGAGCUUCUGCCGCUGGCUGUGGGAUUGGCUCACAUGGCACAUAUGGGAAUGA